AUGAGGAGGAGGAAUACUAUCCCCUUCCCACCGCCCCCACGAUCGCCCCGGCAGUGGCGGCGGCCGUGGUCGCAGCGGUCGAGAAGCAUGUCACCUCGACCAACAGGCCUCCCGUUCAUUCGAUGGAAAUCGAACCCACCACCACGCCGGCAUCAUCAACCUCCACUCAGGCCAGCGCCAAGCCAACCCCAGCCCAAGCGGCAGCUCCCAUCAAGCCUGAACCGAAAGAUGAAGAAACAAAGAAACACGAGAUCGAGCAGCAAGCGAAGUGUGAAGGAGGAACAAGAGGACGAGGACGACUUCGCCGAGAAGAAGAGCUCCUCGCGAUCUGCGUCAUCGUCGAAGAAGCGUUCGAGGCGCGAUGAAGACGAAGACGACUUCGAGGACGAGGAGGAAGAGAAGAAGGACAAGAAGAAGAGGAGCAGCAGCAGUAGCAGUAGCAAGAGGAGCAGUUCCUCUUCAUCUUCGUUGAAGAAGGACAAGAAGAGCAGUAGCAGCAGGUCAUCUUCAUCCUCCUCCAAGUCGUCGUCGUCGCGCAAGAGGAAGGCCGACGACGAUGAGGAAGAGGAGAAGCCCUCCAAGGGCAAGGCCAAGACCGCCAAGGGCGGCCGCGCGUCGAAGAAGGCCAAGACCGAGGAGGGCGAGUCGUCCGAGUGGAAGUGGUGGCUGGAGAAGAAGGACGGCGACGAGGAGGGCAUCAAGUGGACCACGCUCGAGUGGAACGGCGUGCUGUUCCCGCCCGCGUAUGAGCCCCACGGCGUCAAGCUCUACUACGACGGCGAGCCCGUGGAGCUGACCAGCGAGCAGGAGGAGGCCGCGACGUACUACGCGCAGUACCUGGAGACGGACCACGUCAAGAAGAAGACCUUCAACGAGAACUUCUUCAAGGACUUCCGCGCGCUGCUCAAGUCGACGCCGGCCGUCUACAAGCGCGUGACCAAGUUCGACCUGUGCGACUUCACCAAGAUCAACGCCUUCCUGCAGCAGCGCAAGGAGGAGAAGAAGACGCGCACCAAGGAGGACAAGCAGAAGGAGAAGGAGGAGAAGGAGAAGAUCACCGAGAAGUACGGAUUCGCGCUGGUCGACGGCCACAAGGUCAAGAUCGGCAACUACAGGGUCGAGCCGCCCGGUCUGUUCCUGGGCCGCGGCGCGCACCCGAAGACGGGCCACCUGAAGAAGCGCAUCAUGCCGGAGGACGUCACGAUCAACAUCGGCAAGGACGCCAAGGUGCCCAAGUGCCCGAUCCCCGGCCACAAGUGGGGCACGGUGACGCACAACAACACCGUGACCUGGCUCGCCAUGUGGAAGGAGACCAUCAACGGCGGCUUCAAGUACGUGUGGCUGUCGGCCAGCUCGCACAUCAAGGGCCAGUCGGACAUGAAGAAGUUCGAGACCUCGCGCAAGCUCAAGAACCACAUCGACAAGAUCCGCAAGAACUACAUGAAGGACCUCAAGUCCAAGGAGAAGCUCGAGCGUCAGCGCGCCACCGCGCUGUGGGUGAUCGACCACCUCGCUCUCCGUGUCGGUAACGAGAAGGGCGACGACGAGGCCGACACCGUGGGCUGCUGCUCGCUUCGCGUCGAGCACGUCGAGUGCAUCGAGCCGGCCACCAUCAAGUUCGACUUCCUGGGUAAGGACUCCAUGCGCUACGAGAACUCGACCGAGGUGCCGCGCGUCAUCUUCAAGAACUUCUGCCUCUUCCGCAAGGGCAAGAAGCCGGCCGACGACCUCUUCGACCGCCUCACCACGACCAACCUCAACUCCUACCUCAAGUCCCUCAUGCCGGGUCUCACCGCCAAGGUGUUCCGUACCUACAACGCCUCGUUCACCCUCCAGCAGGAACUAAACAAGCCCAUGCCCCGCGACCUCAACGUAGCCGAGAAGGUGCUGCAUUACAACAGGGCCAACAGACAAGUGGCGAUUCUGUGUAACCAUCAGAGGUCCGUCCCGAAGUCCCACUCGGCGCAGAUGGAGAAGCUGAAGAAUCUGGUGGAGGAACUCGAGGCCGAGAAGAAGAAGCUCCAGCACCGGUACGAGCUGGUCAAGGCCGGCAAGCCCCUGCCCGAGUCCGAGUCGGAGUCCGAGGAGGAGAACAACGAGGACGGCACGCCCAAAAAGAAGAAGAAGGCGUCGCUGCCUACCGACCGGACCCGCAUCAAGAAGGCCAUCCAGAAGCUCGAUGAGCGCAUCAAGAACCGCAAGGUCGAGAUCGAGCAGAAGGACGAGCUCAAGACCAUCGCCCUCGGCACCUCCAAGAUCAACUACAUGGAUCCCAGGAUCACCGCCGCCUGGUGCAAGAAGCACGACGUACGUGCCGAUCGAGAAGAUCUUCUCCAAGACUCUUCGUGA
This is a messenger RNA of Acanthamoeba castellanii str. Neff, 2349 nucleotides long. RefSeq names its product eukaryotic dna topoisomerase, putative. The record is from RefSeq and is a predicted model, not a curated record. Bases 1 to 2349 code for a protein of 782 amino acids. Gene Ontology annotation, cellular component: nucleolus; chromosome. Gene Ontology annotation, biological process: DNA topological change; chromosome segregation; DNA replication. Gene Ontology annotation, molecular function: DNA binding; DNA topoisomerase type I (single strand cut, ATP-independent) activity. The transcript is spliced from 4 exons. Lineage: Eukaryota; Discosea; Longamoebia; Acanthamoebidae.